GAUUCAAACUGCUGCUCCUCCGGCUGGCGGGGAUCAGCGCUGGCGCGGCUGCGGCCGCUGCUGCCUACGCGCCAUGGAGCAUCGCAUCGUGGGGCCCGGGCCGUACCGAGCUACCAGGCUGUGGAAUGAGACCGUGGAGCUUUUUCGUGCUAAGAUGCCGUUACGGAAACAUCGCUGUCGUUUCAAGAGCUAUGAGCAUUGUUUCACAGCGGCCGAAGCUGUGGAUUGGCUGCAUGAGCUGCUGAGGUGCAGUCAAAACUUCGGCCCUGAAGUGACCCGCAAACAAACGGUCCAGCUGCUAAAAAAAUUCCUGAAGAAUCACGUUAUUGAAGACAUCAAGGGAAAAUGGGGUGAGGAAGAUUUUGAAGACAAUCGUCACUUAUACAGAUUUCCUCCUUCUUCACCCCUGAAACCAUAUCCAAAGAAGCCCCCAAACCAAAAGGAUGUUAUUAAAUUUCCAGAAUGGAAUGAUCUCCCACCAGGCACUUCACAAGAGAACAUCCCAGUGAGGCCAGUUGUGAUGAAUUCUGAGAUGUGGUACAAGCGUCACAGUAUUGCAAUUGGAGAGGUGCCAGCUUGCCGUCUUGUCCACCGCAGACAGCUGACAGAGGCCAAUGUAGAAGAGAUAUGGAAGUCUAUGACAUUAUCAUACUUACAGAAAAUUCUUGGCCUGGAUUCCUUAGAAGAAGUUUUAGACGUCAAACUUGUCAAUUCGAAGUUCAUCAUCCAUAAUGUAUAUAGUGUUAGCAAGCAGGGAGUUGUUAUUCUUGAUGACAAGUCAAAAGAACUUCCUCAUUGGGUGCUGUCAGCUAUGAAGUGUUUGGCAAAUUGGCCCAACUGUUCUGAUUUGAAGCAGCCUAUGUACUUGGGAUUUGAAAAAGAUGUCUUUAAAACCAUAGCUGAUUACUAUGGUCACUUGAAAGAGCCUCUACUUACAUUUCAUCUUUUUGAUGCUUUUGUCAGUGUACUGGAUCUGGUUUCCACAUGGUCCUUGCAGGGAGCUGGAGAGUCCUCCCCAUCACUUAUGCUCUCCAGAAUCCACUCUGGGUCACAUGAAGUUGACAACGUGUGGGAACAUGUCAUUUCCCUGAGAAGAAAUCUUCCUCAUUUCUGCUGAGAAGAUCCUCAGGAGCAGCUGAUGAGUCUUCGUCGUUACAGCUGCCCUCAUAGAUGAUGUCCAGGGGCUAAUCAUAUUCAUUGAUUCUUGAGGCUGCCAUUGUCUUUCAUGGGACCUUUUCCAAUGCCCAGUAAUGAGGAAGCUGUUCCAAUAUUUCCUCAAUGGGAAGGUUUUCACUUGCUUUUGAGUCUACCUUGACCUCAAAUAAGGUCUCCUCCUCUGACCUGUCAUCUGGAGGCUCCUCCACCAGGUCUUCAGCCUGAGCUUCAAUGAAUUGUUCCCCAGGGUGUAUUCUGUUAUGUGACCAGAUGUGGAUUUUUUUCACCCACUGCUUGGCGUGGGCAGCGGAUCUUCUGGACCACUGAAGACACAUUCUCAUAUUCUCAAGGCAAAAUUCUGAAGAAAUCAUAAAACUGUUCCCACCACAAAAUGUUCUUUGUAGGUGGUUCAUGUCUGAUGCAUUCUUCUAACAUUAUCCACAAUGUAGAGGUAUUUCUGGAGGUUCACACCCUUUCAAUAACAGGAGCACAAUAUUCUGCUAGGUACAGAUGUCUUCAGCAGUAGGAGUUCUUGCGCUCAUUUGUCUUCUGAGAAUAUUGUUGAAAAUUUGAACAUGUCUUUUUGAUUCUCAAAGUCAGCAAGCUGUGGAUCAGCUCCUAAGUGCUAAAGAGCCCACAGUUGCAGAGUUCCUGAGUGGGUUGAGUGCAGUUUCAGUCUGUGGCUGGUUUUUAUUUGUGCUUGCAGAAUUUCUUUCAUGGCAACCAGAGUUUUGGAAACUUCUAAAGGCUUUUCUGCUUCUUUGUUUUGUUUUGUUUUGGUUUUUGGUUAGAAAUGCCUUUCUUUCCAGAACAGCCAUGCUUUUCAGGGCCUGCACAGUGCCUGUUGCAGAUGUGCAAGGCAUCCCAAGAGGAAGCAAAGCCCUCACUGCUUGGUGGGGCCAGGUUGCCUGCUCUUGGUCUCCAUGUCCUCCCUUUCCCCGUCCAAGGCCGUCACUGGCUUGGGCUGCUCCGUUGGUCCUUGCAGCCGUGCCGAGCGCACAUCUCCUGAUAGCUCCUACUCUGGGCAAGGAGCUGACUCGGCAGUGGACAAAUUGAGGCAACCAAAUAAUAAACACAAAUGGAUAGUCAACACAUUUUUUGAAAGAACAUCUGAAAGACAAAAUGGGGAAUGGCGAGUCUGUCUAAUAAACCAUUUUGAGAAAACUGGAUAUUCAUAUAAAGAAGUAUAAAGAGGACUGUUAUGUUGCACAAUACACAAAAAUCAACUCAAAAUAAAUUAAUGACCUAAACUUAAUAUCAGAAAUGAUGAAACUUUUAAAAGAAAACAUAGGGUGAAUGUAUGUUUAGGGAAACUCAAAUUUAUGUUCACAGGUUGCAAAAAGAAAAAUAUGAGAAAAACAUAGAGGAAAAUGAUUCUGCCAAUAAAGUGAGUUGGAAAUAA
Homo sapiens (human) is the source of this 2557-nucleotide messenger RNA. RefSeq names its product DEP domain containing 1B (gene DEPDC1B). NCBI's taxonomy places the organism in Eukaryota, Metazoa, Chordata, Mammalia, Primates, Hominidae. The coding region runs from base 74 to 1117 and encodes 347 amino acids. The record is from RefSeq and is a predicted model, not a curated record. Gene Ontology annotation, biological process: signal transduction; intracellular signal transduction. The transcript is spliced from 8 exons.